GUACAAUCAGUUGUACUUAACCACCCGGCUGGGCAAGGUUUACGGUCUGCAAAAUUGCGCGUGCAGCUCUUUCUAAAUCGCGACCUUAUCACGGCUAUCGGGGGCUAAUCGCGCGUCCGAGAAAAAAAAAUUAUCGAAAUAAAUAAAACAUGUAGACGACAAUGGUUUAGGACGGAAUGGGGGGAGCUUAACGAGUCGAAAACCGUCCGAAAAACAAUAAAUUUUAGGGAAAAUGGUUGACCCACUCGAUUAGUCAGUGCGAAGAAAAGAUGGCAGAUUUCGAUACGAGCUGAUAAGAGCUGGAGCUCGUGAGACAGAACACACAAAAAUAAGCGUUUAUCGCACGCGAAAAAAAAACUCAACUCAGAUUGAUUACAGUCCACAAGUUGCUGCUGGAGGGUUUUUUCCUGGCUCUAAUCAACCGUGAAAUAAAAAAAAAGACUCGCCAAAGAUACUGCGUGUGAGAUAUCGGUGCCAAACCGGGGUUGUUUUAUGUGCCAUUCUGGAAGUCUUGUGAGUUAGUCAGUUGUCGUGAUCCAGAGCCAGCUGAUGGUUGGCGGGAGAAUGUGAAAAACGCAAGUGAUAAUCACGAGAAAAUCGACGGAAAUCGACGAAAGUGAGCAGCGAGCAAGUGAUUUAAAGUGUGUGCGUUGAACGUCACCACCACCGGAAGAAGUUUGAAAGUGACGACACGAAAUGGUGUUUAACUGUACCUUGUGCGGGAUGGGCCCGAGGGCCACCAUCGUGCUGGUUGGAUUGUUGUCACUGCUCUUUUCCGCGGGCUACGUACUUUUCACGACAGCCGGUGUUCUAGCGCACAACUGUGUCCUACCCAUGAACAAUUCCAUAGAGGAGUACGCAAUUUACGUGUAUUAUUUGCGAAAUGCCGAAUGCGGCAAGAUUAAUCUGACCAACCUGGGCAUCGCGAACGUGCCCGCCGACUUUCAAAUCGACGUGCCGGAUGUGAGCGAUGCCGGACAUCGGACCUACAUCCUGUGCAUCGUCGGGCUGGUGAUAUACGGGCUGUGGUUCAUCACCAGCUUGUUCCUGCUGACCUCGGCAUGCAUUUCCUGUUUGGGAAGAUGCGGCAUAGCUUUCGGGAUCUACCCGUAUGUCGUAGUCUUGUUCCUAGUGUUGGCUUUUGACGUCGUUGGACUUGUGUAUUACAUGAUAGACUUUGUAGAAAGUUUUGAACUCGAUUUCGUGCUGAAUCUGCUGGAAAUCGGGAAUCAAGACGUAGUAAGGCCCUUCUUCAAAGACAUUGAUGACAUCUUCUUGAUUGUUCCACCACUGAUCUUCUGGAUCACCGCCUCCAAGGGCGUCAUCAUUUGGUUCAUCUUCUUCCUGUUGGCGUUUGUCAUGCUCGGCGUCGGCAGUCGCCUCUGGGAGGAAAACAAACCGGCGCCACCGUACAGUUCGGUGUCCCCACGGACGGCAACUGCGGCUACGGCUCCAGUCGAAAUGGUCGAGGACACUCGGACGGUGGCAGCGGUUCGUUACACCGACCCCGCCAGGCAGCCUAACGAUCAGUUAGUGUACAGUGAACCUCCACCGCCGGUGACAAACACCACGAUGGUAGUUAACAAUAACAACAACGUAAUCCGACGAACUGUUGAACCGCUUAAGGUUGGCUACGACCAACAGGAGCCGCCGGUAUACCGGUCGAACGAAGCACCAGGUCCGCUGCGCAAUACCGUGCUCAACCCGUACACGGACAAACGGUUCUCGUACCUGCCCGGUAAUCCGCAGCCGUUUUCGUACCUGGCCGGACCUCCCCAGAUGAACCCGCGGAACUCGACCAAAGUGCCGGAAGAGCACGGUCAACUGCCGAGGUCGUACUUCCCGGCGGCACGUGAUUGGGAAGAACCCAAGCGGAUAACAUCGACGCUUACCGAGAGUAAGGACUUCGGCGGGCAGGAGUUCAGGACGCCAACGAGCAAACCGGGCUCCGAAGAUCGGUCCAGCGAUGAAGGGAAAUGGAGUGGACCCGAGUACCGAUAUUGAACCAAAGAAAUGACGCCAUCGAGUGAGAGUUGAAAUUAAUUAUUUGUUAGCAUGUGUAAAUAAAUCUGUUAAAGCUGGACAACCACUGUAGACCAGUGAGUUAUUCAAAACUACUAAUUAUAAAGGAUAUAAUAUCGAUCGACAGUAAUACGACAAAAUAAGUGCAAAUCGAAGCAGUUAAGUCGCGCGCACGGAUGAGUGUGUGAUUUGCCAUGCGCUAAACGGGUGCUCCAAGGGUUUCCUAAUAAACAGCAAAACAAAUACAAGGUAUUAUUUUUUUCAAGAGGA
Culex quinquefasciatus (southern house mosquito) is the source of this 2292-nucleotide messenger RNA. RefSeq lists its product as uncharacterized. The record is from RefSeq and is a predicted model, not a curated record. The coding region runs from base 697 to 2004 and encodes 435 amino acids. NCBI's taxonomy places the organism in Eukaryota, Metazoa, Arthropoda, Insecta, Diptera, Culicidae. The transcript is spliced from 6 exons.